Molecule: messenger RNA, 1059 nt
Organism: Budorcas taxicolor (takin)
Lineage: Eukaryota; Metazoa; Chordata; Mammalia; Artiodactyla; Bovidae
Gene: WNT3A
Product: Wnt family member 3A
Exons: 4
Coding region: 1-1059 (352 amino acids)
Biological process (GO): multicellular organism development; cell fate commitment; neuron differentiation
Cellular component (GO): extracellular region
Molecular function (GO): frizzled binding; cytokine activity
Source: RefSeq, a predicted model, not a curated record
AUGGCCCCGCUCGGAUAUUUCAUAUUCCUCUACGGCCUGAAGCAAGCGCUGGGCAGCUACCCGAUCUGGUGGUCCCUGGCUGUUGGGCCCCAGUACUCAUCCCUGGGGACACAGCCCAUCCUCUGCGCCAGCAUCCCAGGCUUAGUACCCAAGCAGCUGCGUUUCUGCCGGAACUACGUGGAGAUCAUGCCCAGCGUGGCAGAGGGCAUCAAAAUCAGCAUCCAGGAGUGCCAACACCAGUUCCGGGGCCGCCGUUGGAAUUGCACCACUAUCAACAACAGCCUGGCCAUCUUUGGCCCCGUGCUGGACAAAGCUACUCGGGAGUCCGCCUUCGUGCACGCCAUCGCCUCUGCCGGCGUAGCCUUCGCGGUGACGCGCUCUUGCGCCGAGGGCUCCGCUGCCAUCUGCGGCUGCAGCGGCCGCCAUCAGGGCUCGCCCGGUGAGGGCUGGAAGUGGGGCGGCUGCAGCGAGGACAUCGAGUUCGGCGGGAUGGUGUCUCGGGAGUUCGCAGAUGCGCGGGAGAACCGCCCAGACGCUCGCUCCGCGAUGAACCGCCACAACAAUGAGGCUGGGCGCCAGGCCAUCGCCAGUCACAUGCACCUCAAGUGCAAGUGCCAUGGGCUCUCGGGCAGCUGCGAAGUGAAGACCUGCUGGUGGUCGCAGCCUGACUUCCGCGCCAUUGGUGACUUCCUCAAGGAUAAGUAUGACAGCGCCUCAGAGAUGGUGGUGGAGAAGCACCGCGAGUCGCGCGGCUGGGUGGAGACCCUGCGGCCACGCUACACCUACUUCAAGGUGCCCACAGAGCGCGACCUGGUCUACUACGAGGCCUCGCCCAACUUCUGCGAGCCCAACCCCGAGACGGGAUCUUUCGGCACGCGAGACCGCACCUGCAACGUGAGCUCGCACGGCAUAGACGGCUGCGACCUGCUGUGCUGCGGCCGCGGCCACAACGCGCGCACCGAGCAGCGGAGGGAGAAGUGCCACUGCGUCUUCCACUGGUGUUGCUACGUGAGCUGCCAGGAGUGCGCGCGCGUCUACGACGUGCACACCUGCAAGUAG